Messenger RNA from Chara braunii, 2590 nucleotides. Lineage: Eukaryota; Viridiplantae; Streptophyta; Charophyceae; Charales; Characeae. The record is from the annotation of a GenBank genome assembly.
CGUAGCCGCACUGGCUUCAGUUUUGGAUUUUUAAUUGACAUGUGCGAAGUUCACCGAUUAAUGCUACUUGGUUUUGUGUGUGAUUCUGUCGGUGGUGUGGAAUUGCACAAGGUCGGUGAGUGACACUGCUGCUGCUGUUGUUGUCACGAUAAGAAGUGUUUUCUCUCUACGUGCUACCACACAGGCAAGUUGGAAGAGUUCUUCUCAUGGCCGGCGGUCAGAUUGGUACUCAUCUCAAGCAGAGGAACUUCAUCAAGUCUGUUCUCUCACAUGGCCCGCUGGCUGGCUCUUGAGAUGCCCUUUCGCAACGGCGCUUUGCCGCAGACACGACACGUGACAAACCCUUAUCUAUCCCAGUUUCUGCUUACCCACACAUCAUCAAGACUGGUGUGGGAUGCAAAGGAGUCCUCUUGGGCUUCGACAUUCUGGUCGCCGACUUCGCGUCUUGAUCGAAUACUAAAGCAACCACCGACCGGUCGUGGGCAAACCCUCAUUCCGGAUGCCGGCUUUGUGCAGAACCCGUUGACUGAGCGGUCGUGGGUCGGCAGAGGCAGAGGGGAGUGCUGCGUGAAUCCGGAUCCGGACCGGGGUGAACAACGAUUCCGAAUCUCGAGCGAAUGCGACCGAAGUUGGCGGGAACGUAUUAUUAGCGGUCGUUGGAGCUUGAGGAGUUCUGAUUACCCCGAGACGCUGUCGAGAUUCGUAAUACCAAGAUCCAGGCACGAGGGAGGUGGGCGGGAUUGCCGUUGCUUUUCAGUAGAUCCGGAAGGAAGGAGUCACACAUGCGUUGGGGGGGGGAAAAGACCUCUUCUGUCUAUUCUCCCUUGCUUACCUGCAGCACGAUCUACACACUUCCGCAGCCAUAGCUUGAGCUGGGAGUCGGGCUUUGAGCACAGAAUUAGGGUGUCAAACGCCACAACUGCUGCUCAAUCAGCAGAGCUGAGCAAGGCAAUGGCUCCAAUGGACUCACCCACUCUCUUGGAGGAGAAGAAGCGCUGCAGAACCGUUGUUCGCAAAGAGUUGCGUCAGCUUCCAGUUCAGCAGCGAAUGGAGGAAGAUGUGGCGGUGAUUGGCAAUCUGAUUGAUUCUGAGCUGUUGCAGAACAGCCGUGUGAUUGGCGCAUAUCUGAGCUGUGCGGCGCUGAGGGAGGUGGACACUUUGAAGCUGGUCACCUACAUUCUGCAGCAGCAGAAGGCACUCUAUGUCCCGCGCGUUGAUGACAAGAAGAGUCAUAUGCGAAUGCUGCGGAUCACCGACAUGGAGGGCGACGUAGAGAGGAACGCGAUGGACAUCUUGGAGCCGAAGGAGGUGAACACGGAUGGCAGCCCGAGGGAUGAGUUGAUGCAGGCAGAUCAGCCGUUGGAUCUGCUGCUUGUGCCCGGACUUGCGUUCGAUCGACACGGAGGGCGAUUGGGAAGAGGCGGCGGAUACUAUGAUUGGUUCAUUAGCACGUACAGGACAUACGUCGAAUCGAAGGGCUGGAAGAUGCCGCCAAUGGUGGCUCUAUCUUACUCGGUCCAGCUCAGAAGCACACCCAUCCCCAUGGGAGAGGCAGACCGCCACGUGGAUGGAAUUGCCAUGAAAGACGGCAUUUUCCACGUACCUAACCGCGCUCUCGAUGCAAACACCACCACCAACACGAGCAAAACUAUCAAGGCGGAUGAACCAACCAUCACACGUACAUAAAUCCCCAUCCCCUCCCCCAUCCCCAUCCCAAUCCCAAUCCCAAUCCCAAUCCCAAUCCCAAUCCCCAUCCCCAUCCCCAUCCCCAUCCCAAUCCCAAUGCCAAUCCCAAUCCGUCCAUGCAUGCAUUUAUCCGUCUGUUCAUCCACCAGUAUAUUGAUGAAAACACUUAAUUAGUGGAUUCAAUCAAGGCAAUCAAUUGGUGACAAGACUUAAUUAGUGGAUUCGAUCAAGGCAAUCAAUUGGUGACAAAACUUAAUUUGUGGAUUCGAUCAGGGCAAUCAAUUACUGAAAGCAUGGUAUGAUAUCAGUGGAUACGAUGAGAAGACAUCAAAAGCUAAUGAACACAAAAAAAAUUAUGAAAAGCAACCAAUCACAGUAUAAUCAAUCAAUCAAUCAAUCAAUCAAUCAAUUAAUCAAUCAAUCAGUCAAUCAAUCAAUCAAUCAAUCAAUCAAUCAAUCGAUAGAGCAAUCAAUCAAUCAACCACAACAAAGACAGCAAUCAAUCAAAUUGAAUUGAUGAAAUCCAGAAAGAAUUUUUUUGAGUAAAGCGCAUCUAUCCACGUGGCCGCCAACCAAUUAAAAAGCAAUCUCCCUCCGGGUCACGGAUUGAUAUUGUCAGCUUUAGAGGUCAUCCCCCUUUGUCUUCGCUCAUGCUGCUUGUGAGAGCGAGAGACAGGUCGUAGGCAGCGUUGACUUGACGGGCAGGCGUUGACUUGACGGGGGUACGUGUGCAGAACAGAGUCGGGAGGAGACAAUUGACAGUUGGACAUUUUUCAGAUGAAAAUUUGAAAUGAAAACUGCAAAUGAAAAUAUUUCAAAUGAAAUUAUUCCGAACGAAAGUCCAAAUGAGAAGUUUCAAAUGAGAAGUUCGGAAUGGAAGUUCCAAUGAAUACCCAGACAUAAG